This is a messenger RNA of Morus notabilis, 892 nucleotides long. Its product is annotated as glycine-rich protein 5-like. The transcript has a single exon. The record is from RefSeq and is a predicted model, not a curated record. Bases 171 to 686 code for a protein of 171 amino acids. NCBI's taxonomy places the organism in Eukaryota, Viridiplantae, Streptophyta, Magnoliopsida, Rosales, Moraceae.
UAUACAAUUAUAUACGAGCUUCUCAACCGUACAUGAUCACCAAUCUUAAUUAGCCUUCACAAUAUUUCUCUAUAUAAAUCCCGUUUCUCAUAAUAUUCCACCACUAUCCAAGACAUCUUUUGCUAUAUAUCACAUACAGAAUAAUAUUGUACGUAUAUACCUUGCCAAAGAUGACAUCUAGGGUUCUUCUUCUCCUGCUAGUUGGUGCUUUUAUUUGCACCAGUAACGCAAGGAAGCUUGGGACUGGAAAGGGUUCGUAUGAAGACGAGAAAACGUUCUACCGCCGCCCUAGAUUUGGCGGUGGGGGUGGCCUAGGUGGUGGAGGCGGCGGCGGCUUUGGUGGUGGUGGAGGGUUAGGCGGCGGCGGUGGUGCCGGUGCUGGUGCUGGGGGUGGAUUUGGAGGUGGUGCUGGAGCUGGGGGUGGUGGUGGGCUUGGAGGCGGCGGUGGUGGAGGGUUUGGUGGUGGAGGCGGGGGAGGAGUUGGUGGUGGAGCUGGUGGAGGCUUUGGAGGUGGAGCUGGAUAUGGAGGAGGUGCUGGUGCUGGUGGCGGACUUGGUGGGGGAGCUGGAGGAGGCGGCGGUGGAGGGUUCGGAGGUGGCGGUGGCGGUGGACUUGGUGGCGGUGCUGGUGGAGGGUUUGGAGGAGGAGCAGGUGCUGGGGGUGGACUUGGAGGUGGAUUGCCUUGACCAGAAAUUAAUGAGCUACAUUUCUGCGUGCACCUUGCAUUAAUUCAAGAAGAAGAAGAAAAAGAAGAGAAAAAAUCUCCAUGUUUUUUUCUUUUAUUUUAUUUAUUUUAUUUUUAUUUUAUUUUUCAAGAAGUGUUCCUCUAUUUGUACGGUCAUGGGUCAUGUUGUAAUUGAUUCUAGUCCUUUUAUCCUAAAUUAAUUUCUAA